AUGAUGGAUACGAGAGUUAAUAGAAUUUAACUUUGUAGAAAUAAAUCUGCAAUAAAUUAAAUUAGGAAGUGUAUAAAGGUUUCAUGUAAAAUUUAUGUCAAACAUAAAUUUUAUUUUUGUUUGUAAAUGUCAUAGCUAAAACUUCAACAUUGCUCUAGUUCAUGCGCUCAGAGUUCUUAAUGUAAGAUUUAAACGAUGAUGCAUGGGAAGUAACCGGAUCCGAUAAGUGCUUAGCAAUAGGAAAAUUUAAUCAAUUUAGGAAAUUCAGAUUAGAAGAGAAGGAACAGUUGUGCUGGAGAUCGUUUCAUCCCAAUGAUCAAGAAGAAAUUCAAUAUACUAUCUGAAACCAAGGCUCCAGCCCAAGACAUAGCAUCAUCUUAGGCAGCCUUGGAAAUGCUUUAUAAGCAGUAAAUUCUUGAUUAGGAGCCUGUAAUGGAGCCAGAAAAUGGUUCACUAAAAUUUGUGAACCAAAAUAAUUUCUAAUACAAGAACGAACAUCUACAUUAUAUAGAUUCUAUAGAUCCAAAAAAUUACAAUAGUCCUUUGGUGGAUCAUAAAUACUUCGCAUUGCCAGAAACUAUGUCCAGCUAUUAUGGGAAAUACAUAAGAAAAAUUCCAAAAGUGCCUUUUAAAGUUUUGGAUGCCCCUUAAUUACAAGAUGAUUUCUAUUUAAAUUUAAUAGAUUGGAGCAAUCAAAACACCCUUUCUGUAGCACUAAGCAACUGUGUAUAUCUGUGGAAUGCCUAAUCAUCAAAAGUAACCAAGUUGCUAGAUCUGAGUAAUGACAUAGUCACUAGUGUUGGAUGGUCUUUGAGAGGACCAUUCUUGGGAGUGGGAACAAACAAUGGAGAAGUAUAAAUAUGGGAUGCUUGUAAAUUACAAAAAGUAAGGACUUAUAAAAGUCAUGUUGCCAGAGUAGGAACCCUAUGUUUUGCUGAGAAUAUGUUGAGUAGUGGUUCAAGAGAUAAAUCAAUACUUUAAAGAGAUUUAAGACAAAAGGAAGACUACUUCUUCAAAUAGACUGCUCAUAAAUAAGAAGUUUGUGGAUUGAAAUGGUCACCAGACAGUCAAUUAUUAGCCUCUGGAGGAAAUGAUAAUAAAUUAUACAUUUGGAGUGCAGCAUAACAUGAUAAACCUAUAUUCAAAUUCACAGAACAUUAAGCAGCUGUCAAAGCUAUAGCUUGGAGUCCUCAUUAACAUGGAUUAUUAGCAAGUGGUGGAGGAACUGCAGAUAAAACUAUCAGAUUUUGGAAUGCUUUAGAAGGAAAACUAUUAUCAAAGGAAGAUACUGGAAGUUAAGUUUGCAAUUUAAUGUUCAGUAAGAUGGAAAAUGAACUCAUUUCUACUCAUGGUUACAGUCAGCAUUAGAUUAUAUUGUGGAAAUGUAAUGGAAUGAAAAGAAUCGCAACUUUGGUUGGACACACUAGUCGUGUUCUCUAUUUAGCUAUGUCUCCUGAUGGAUAUACCAUUGUGACUGGAGCAGGAGAUGAGACAUUGAGAUUUUGGAAUAUAUAUCCUUUAAAGAUCUUGGUGAAUCAUAAAACAAUAAAUGCUAAUUGGUUCCACAGAAUAUUAGUAUACGUUGAUGUGAUUAACUUUAUAUACUCAUUUUUUUUAUUGAUGAUGAUGUUAAUCUUUUUUCUCUGGCUCAACCAUGGUUUGUAAGUUCAUCUAAGAGUUGCAUCAACCCUUUCUUUCUAAAAUUGCAAUAUUUCCCUAAAGGUUAAGGUUUCUCAAUGUCUAUUGCCAAAGCGAUAUCCUUUCUCAUUUAGAGAAUAGUCGUCGUUUCAACUACAAAUUAAUCCACUAUGA
Paramecium tetraurelia is the source of this 1812-nucleotide messenger RNA. RefSeq lists its product as uncharacterized. The transcript has 6 exons. NCBI's taxonomy places the organism in Eukaryota, Ciliophora, Oligohymenophorea, Peniculida, Parameciidae. Gene Ontology annotation, cellular component: anaphase-promoting complex. Gene Ontology annotation, molecular function: protein binding; ubiquitin ligase activator activity; anaphase-promoting complex binding. The record is from RefSeq and is a predicted model, not a curated record. Gene Ontology annotation, biological process: positive regulation of anaphase-promoting complex-dependent catabolic process; anaphase-promoting complex-dependent catabolic process; positive regulation of ubiquitin protein ligase activity.